GCGGAAGCGUUCGGGUAGCAACGGCCGCAGUUGCUAACGGCGGCUGAGAGGAGAGCUGGGGCUGGCGGAGCUGUAAGCCAUGUCUGUUCCAGCUGAUGAAACUGUGGGGGACCUGCCUGUGAGAGAUGUAGGUCUAACUCUAGCUGGAAUCAAAGGAUUACAAGAACCAGCUACACAGAACGUGAGAGCUCGACAAGCUGUGUCACGAAUCAGUCGCGAGGAGCUGGAAGACCGAUUUCUUCGUUUACGUGAUGAGAACAUCUUACUCAAACAGCAUGCAAAUAAGCAAGAGGAGAAAAUUAAAAGAAUGGCCACCAAGUUAAUACGGCUUGUUAAUGACAAAAAAAAGUCUGAACAGGUUGGUGGCGGCCCCAAGCGGCUGGGUCAGGCGGUGGAGCUGGAAGAAAUGAUUGAGCAUUUGCAAGAGAGAGUUCGUGAGCUGGAGAAACAAAAGGAGAGCCUCCGCAGCAAACUCAUUUCAACUAAACAGCAGGUCCAGAUUCAAGGCCACAGGCCUUGUCCCUACAGAUAUGUUCAGUCUCGCAUUAACACUGGCCUCAGGAAAGGGAGUGAGGCUGCUGGCGUGCCAGAGCACACCAAGAAAGGAAUGAGAUUUCAGGAUUUAGAAGUGAGAUCACCUAACCUCAUGCAUGCAAAGUAUGGACAGAGUCUGCCUGAGGACCCAAGGCUUGAAAUAAGACAUUUGGAGACUGUGAUUGAGUCCCAAAGGGAACACAUUGAGGAACUAGAAGGUGCCAGAGAGGUACUUAUGAGUCAGCUAAGAAGGAAAGGAAAGGAGAUUGAAGAUUCCGACCUGCGGCUGAAAGAACAGAAGGAACACAUUGAGGAACUAGAACAUGCAAGAGAUACACUUAUGAGUCAGCUGAGAAAGAAAGGAAAGGAAAUUGAAGACUCUGUCCUACAGUUGAAAGAGCAAGAAACAACAAACCAAAGGCUGAACAUCCGGGACAAUGUGGAAAUGAUCAAGGUCCGUAAGCAGCUGGUUGAGAAAACCAAGGCUCUUUCAGCAAUGGAAGGAAAAUGUCUCCAGCUUCAAGAGAAUGAAAGGAACUUGAAGAUCAGCCAUGAUGCUCUAAUAGAAAAGGGUGAUGAACUGAAUCGACAGCUCAAAGAGGAGCAGUUAAAGUGCCUCCGACUUGAAAAGGAGUUGCAGUCGGUAACUGUUUCAAAGCGAAAGACAGAGGAGUUACAGGAAAGAAUAAAUUAUCUAGAAGAGGAGAAGGAACUCUUGAGGGAAAACUAUGAUAAGCUGCAUAACAGUGUCUUCAGUAUGACCCAUGAACAGCAUUGGAAAUUAAAGGAACAGCAACUGCAACUGCAAAUUACUAAAUUAGAGGCUGCUAUCAAAUCUGAUUUAGCAGACAAAAAUGAAAUCCUCGACCAGAUCAAAGUAGAAAGAGAACAAAAGGAAAAGCUGAUCCAAGAGAACAAAGAUCUGCAGUUGUGCUACCUGGAGCAUAAGCAACAACUAGAUGAACUGAAAAACCACAUGAAGAUUUUGACCAAGGAAGGUGAUAUUGAUGCGGCAGAACUCAGUGAGGCCCUCAUGCAUAUAAAGGUUCAAAAGCAGCAGAUGAACGGGGACCUUACGUUCUUGGAGAAAGUAAAGAAGGAUAAACUUAAAGAUUCAGAACAUGCCUUGCGGGAACUGCAGUUAACCCAUGUGGAAACAGUGCAGGAACUUGAAAAGACAAGGAAUAUGUUAAUUGUGCAGCACAAAAUUAACAGAGAUUACCAGACUGAAGUAGAAACAGUGACACAAAAGAUGGAAAAUCUACAGAAAGACUAUGAGUUAAAACUAGAAAAGUAUGUCCACCUUCUUGAUAUUAGAGCUGCACGCAUCAGAAAACUAGAAGCCCAACUAAGAGAUAUUGCCUAUGGUACAAAACCGUAUAAAUCCAGACCAGAAAUCAUGCCAAGUGAGCCAGUGGAUGAAUUUGAUGAAACUGUACAUUUAGGAAGAGGAGAGAACCUUUUUGAAAUCCAUAUCAGCAAAGUGAUCUUGUCUUCUGAAGCUAUGCAGCCUUUUGGUGACCGUGAACCUGCUACUUUUUGUACUUACGCAUUCUAUGACUUUGAGCUUCAGACAACCCCAGUAGCUUUCGGGCGCAACCCGUCCUAUGACUUCACUUCUCAGUACCUCGUGCAGGCUGACGACUGCUUCUUGCACUAUAUACAGCAAAACUCCAUCACACUUGAAGUUCAUCAUGCGUAUGGCACAGAGUAUGAAACAGUUGCUGUGUGUCAGCUGAAGUUCCAUGAAGUCUUGGAACGCAAUGGGAAGAUCUGCAGCACAGCAAAUUUAGUUGGAGUCAAAGGACACGCUCAAAGUUAUGGUACCUUAGAAUACUGGAUCAGGUUACGAGUUCCUAUGGAUCAAGCUAUUAUUCUCUACAAAGAGAGGUCAAAAGCUCUUGGGUAUAUAACAGCCAAUUUUAGGGAAAGUGAGCAACCAUCCCAGCAGCAGAUACUUAGAACUGCCCAAGUCAGCACUUCAACAGAUGGCAAUUUAAAUGUACUCCACAUUACAAUAAAAUGUUGUAACAAUCUACAAUCCCGAAAAAAACAUCUUCAGCCAAGUUCUUAUGUUGUCUACAAGUUCUUUGAUUUUGAAGACCAUGAUACUCUCAUCAUUCCUAGCAGCAACAACCCACAAAUAGAUGACCAUAUGUGUUUUCAAGUGCCAAUGAAUGCGGAUUUAGACCGAUACCUAAAAUCAGAAUCCUUAACCUUUUAUGUAUUUGAUGAUGGUGAAAUGGAAGAAGGUGUUUAUGUAGGGAAAGCCCGUGUGCCUCUUAUUUCUUUAGCACAUGACAGAUCUAUCUCAGGUACUUUUGAACUAACAGAUUCUGAAAGAUGUGCUGCUGGUACCAUAACAGUUGAAUUGAUGUGGAAGUUUGUUUACCUACCACCAAGUGGAUCAACAAUAGCUGCAGACUUGGAGAAUCACAUUCAAAAUGAGAAAACCAUGGCAACUAAAUUGCUAGCAGAAGAAAAACAGCAGACUCCAGCCCUGCCUGCUUCUGUUGUUUCAUCAGUGACUAAACCAACACCCAAACCAAGACAGCAUGCAGCUCUAGCACAGAAGAAAGUAUCUUUUCAGGAUCUUACUACAGAACAAUUGCCACAUGUGGUACAUGAGGUUAAACAAGAAAGUCUAACAGAAGAGAAGGUGAAGGAGACAGCUGAAGGAACUGAGCAGGAAAAAGACCUCUCACAUCUGUCAGAGGGAGAGUUGGCUGACCAAAACUCAGUUACCUCUGGAGAUGAGACAGAAAUAGCUGAAGAACUGGAACCAGAAGAGCAAGAUGAGAGACAAGAAAAUGAAGCCGUUGAAUCAGUAAUAACUGACAGCGAUGACUGUAUUGUUUCAAGUCCAAUAUCCAAGACUAUGAAACAGGCAACUGAAAAAAUCCGGAUUGAAAUUAUCUCGUUCAGUCUUACUGAGUCACGAAUUGUAUCAGAUGAAACAAUACAGCAGCUGUUUGUAGAAUGCAGAUUAUACAAUAUCCUUGCAGAGGAGACUCCACUGUCACUUCCAAAACCAACAAGUGGUCAGAGGAUUCACUACAACUAUAGCAAUGUGAUACAUGUGGACAAGGCAAAUAAUCGCACGAGAAGAGAGUAUCUCAAGUCUAUGCUUCUGAAGCCCAGUCUGCAUACUGACAGCCUACGAUUUACAGUGGUCACUGAUCCCCCAGAAGAUGAACAGGAUCUUGAAUGUGAAGAUAUUGGUUUUGCUUAUGUCAGUUUGAGAGAGAUAUUCCAGAAACAAAGAGAUAUCAUUGAGCAAGAUAUUGAUGUGUUCGAUGCACAGGAUGAUGGUGCAGUAAUUGGGAAGCUCAAAGUGACAGUGGAAGCGCUCCAUGCGCUGCGCUCUGUCUAUGAGGAGUGCAGGGAUGACCAUGAGGCAUGAAAGGGAAGUUUGCCUGCAGAAGUUCCUUCUCCCAGUGUAAAUAUAUGCUUGAUAGUGCUUCAAAGAUGAGAUCUUUGUGAUUCUUACAGUAUAUUUAAUGUAUAAUUUAUAUGAAAAAGACACUUGAUUUGUAGUUGUAAAGUUCUGUAUACUUUUCAGUCUGUUUGUUUUUAUAUUUCCCCCCUAAGGCUAAGAAUCUCUCCACAAUGGACAACAUAUUGUAAAUAAUUAAUGCCUACAUGAUUGAAUGGUGUGCUUUAUUUGCAUUUUCAAGAUUUUUUCCUACAUAAAUCAGUAAUAAAAAUGCAAGUAAAUUUUUUAAUUUUUAAUAAAAAAAACAUAAGCCUUAGAAAACUGAUUAAAAAUACUUUUAUGUUAUCCCUAAUCACCCCACUAAAUGGAAUGCCUGUGAUUAGCCUCAUUAAGAAUUUUAUACUGUGAAGAUUUUAUUAAAAGCAAUAUAUGAAAAUUA
Molecule: messenger RNA, 4409 nt
Organism: Apus apus (common swift)
Lineage: Eukaryota; Metazoa; Chordata; Aves; Apodiformes; Apodidae
Gene: RPGRIP1L
Product: RPGRIP1 like
Exons: 25
Coding region: 80-3937 (1285 amino acids)
Biological process (GO): retinal rod cell development; non-motile cilium assembly
Cellular component (GO): photoreceptor connecting cilium
Molecular function (GO): thromboxane A2 receptor binding
Source: RefSeq, a predicted model, not a curated record